ACAACAUAAUAACAAACUCAAUUUUAAAACUCUGGAAAAAAGCUUAUUUCCUCUUAACAACAAACUUUUUCCAUAGUUCAACAAAGUUCAACACAUCUUUGUGUUUCACUCACUCAAUUUAAUCAAUUCACUAAUGGCUCGUUCUUUCGAUAACGCUAAGGUUUUUUCUGCUACUGUUCUUGAAGGAUUCUCCAACACUCUCACAAGGCCAAAGAAUGUAUACAAGGAUUUGGAUGAUGGGCGGCGGCGGUUUUUGCUUGAACUGGAAUUUGUUCAAUGCCUUGCUAAUCCUGCCUACAUCCAUUAUUUGGCUCAGAACCGAUAUUUUGAGGAUGAAGCAUUCAUUGAGUACUUAAAGUAUCUUCAGUAUUGGCAACGUCCUGAAUAUAUUAAGUUUAUUAUGUAUCCUCACUGCCUCUAUUUUCUUGAGCUUCUUCAGAAUGCAAAUUUUCGCAAAGCAAUGGCACAUCCUACCAAUAAGGAAUUGGUGCAUAGACAGCAGUUCUAUUUCUGGAAGAACCAUAGGAACAAUCGGCUAAAACACAUUUUACCUAAACCACUUCCAAUGCCAUAUGGUUCUGGUCUUGCAAAAAAUGACACAAGGAAUCCUACGGUUGGUAAAAGGAAAAGAAAGUGAGUGUUGUAUACAACAUGCUCAAUGCUUUCUUUCUUCACAUCUGGGAGUUAUGAUAAUGAUGAUAGAGCAAAAGUUUUCAUGAAGCAAAUGAUGAAAGGUUGAUGACUGAUACAAAUAAGUAGAAGCUUACCACUGAGAUUAUGUAGAUUAAUGAAUGUGUAUUUUGGUAUCCUUAGUUUGAAGUUAAAACAAGUUCUUGUACAUUUCAAUUUACUAAUUUUAAAUCAAUGAAAUUUGGUUUUGAUUCUUUAUGA
Trifolium pratense (red clover) is the source of this 891-nucleotide messenger RNA. RefSeq names its product mediator of RNA polymerase II transcription subunit 31-like. The coding region runs from base 134 to 637 and encodes 167 amino acids. The record is from RefSeq and is a predicted model, not a curated record. The transcript has 5 exons. NCBI's taxonomy places the organism in Eukaryota, Viridiplantae, Streptophyta, Magnoliopsida, Fabales, Fabaceae. Gene Ontology annotation, molecular function: transcription coregulator activity. Gene Ontology annotation, cellular component: mediator complex; core mediator complex. Gene Ontology annotation, biological process: regulation of transcription by RNA polymerase II.